Molecule: messenger RNA, 1492 nt
Organism: Oppia nitens
Lineage: Eukaryota; Metazoa; Arthropoda; Arachnida; Sarcoptiformes; Oppiidae
Gene: Rad23
Product: UV excision repair protein RAD23 homolog A-like
Exons: 4
Coding region: 227-1318 (363 amino acids)
Biological process (GO): nucleotide-excision repair; proteasome-mediated ubiquitin-dependent protein catabolic process
Cellular component (GO): nucleoplasm; cytosol
Molecular function (GO): ubiquitin binding; damaged DNA binding; polyubiquitin modification-dependent protein binding
Source: RefSeq, a predicted model, not a curated record
UGUGACAAUGUAUUAACUGAUUGACGUAAUUGUUGGACGCAUUAGACAUGUCUUCUAUGUUAUGAACCAUAAGUGCAACUCAUUGUCAGUAAUCAGUGAUUGCAUUGAUUUGAUUAUCGGAUCCGUUUGAGUGACAAUUGAGUCGACUAUUGCAUGACUUGCACUUCACAACAGCACACUCUUCACCAAUUGAUACCACAUUUGUCAUCAAUUAUUGACAACCAAAAUGUUAAUAACGCUAAAGACUUUACAACAACAGACCUUUAAGAUAGAGAUCGACCCAAACUCGACGGUUAAAGAGUUAAAGCAAAAGAUUGAGACAGAGAGAGGAAGUGAUUACAACAGCGAGUGGCAAAAACUCAUUUAUGCCGGCAAAAUCUUGAGCGAUGAAACUCAACUGAAAGACUAUGAAAUGGACGAAAAGAAAUUUGUUGUUGUGAUGAUCACAAAACCUAAAGCAGCCAACACUCCGACCACUCCUACAAGCGAAUCAAGUGUUGCACCAAAACAGUCGACCACAACUACAACCCCUUCUUCUACUGAAAAUCCAACUCCAGGUGAGACAACAACAUCAACGACAAAGACAACAUCUGAAGGUUCAAUUGAAACGCCAUCCACAACGGCUGCUUCAUCGACACCUUCAGCAUCGACAGCAACCAUAGGACCUAUUGAUGCCGAGUCUAACAUUGUUUUAGGUGAAGAUUAUGAAAAAAUGGUGAAACAAAUUAUGGAAAUGGGUUACACUAAAGAAGAGGUGGAAAGAGCAUUGAGAGCCAGCUUUAAUAAUCCCGAUCGAGCCGUUGAAUACCUUGUAACCGGACUGCCACCUGAAGUUGUCGAGAGUCAGGUCAGCCAUGAGUCACCCAAUGAGGGUUCGGGUACAGGUAGCGGAGGAUCAGAUGAAAAUCCAUUGGGUUUUUUGCGGACUCAACCACAGUUCCAACAGAUGCGACAAGUGAUACAACAAAACCCUCAACUGCUCAAUGCUGUUAUGCAACAGAUCGGCCAAAACAAUCCACAACUCCUUCAACUCAUUACACAAAAUCAGGAGGCAUUUGUUCGUAUGCUUAAUGAACCGGCUGCUGGUGCGCCACCCUCUACUCCAGCACAGGGAGGUGCUGCUGCACCACCCAAUGCUCCAUCAAACUUAACUGAUCUAAUUGGUACAGCACAGGUGACGCAACAGGACAAGGAGGCCAUUGAACGGCUAAAAGCGUUGGGAUUUCCCGAAUAUCUUGUAGUUCAGGCGUACUUCGCGUGCGAUAAGAACGAGAAUAUGGCCGCAAAUUUCCUUCUCGCCCAAGGAUUCGAUGAUUAAUAUGUUUAUAAAAUGUUAAGACAUUAUUGUCUUAAUUAUCGUUUUCUUGUUUAAAAACAAAGCUUUUUUAAACAAAAUUUUUGUCACUAAAUAUAUAGAAAAAUGCCUUUAAUUUCUUAAAUCUAAUAUCAAUAAUAAGUUUCUUAAAUUCUAUUCUAUUCAUUGAUUAUUUAU